This is a messenger RNA of Crotalus tigris (Tiger rattlesnake), 7946 nucleotides long. It is a transcript of the gene ZFAT, whose product is annotated as zinc finger and AT-hook domain containing. Gene Ontology annotation, molecular function: RNA polymerase II cis-regulatory region sequence-specific DNA binding; DNA-binding transcription factor activity, RNA polymerase II-specific. The transcript is spliced from 17 exons. Gene Ontology annotation, biological process: regulation of DNA-templated transcription. NCBI's taxonomy places the organism in Eukaryota, Metazoa, Chordata, Lepidosauria, Squamata, Viperidae. The coding region runs from base 1394 to 5113 and encodes 1239 amino acids. The record is from RefSeq and is a predicted model, not a curated record.
AGAUUGGACAACCAUUUGUCUGAAAUGGUAUAGGGUUUUCUGCCUAAGCAGGGGGUUGGACUAGAAGACCUCUGAGGUCCCUUCCAAUUGUGUUUAUUCUAUUUGUCCUAUUCUAAUUUCUAUUCUUCUAUAUCUGGAUUGCAACAAAUUAUUGCCACUAGAUGGCAGUCAAGAAAUACAAAAAUCUCCGUACUUUGCUGUGCUUAGUGACCAGGAGGAUUGUUGCAGACCCACUGAAUGUUAAUAGUGAAAACAUUGUCUUCCAGUCUUAACUUUCCAUUCAUGCAUUGCUGUUUUUCAUUCUUUCAAAGUUGGGAUGUAGCCUUUACUGUCAAAUAAGGGGGAGGCGGGGAGGGUGAGAAACUCGACUGAAACUUAGUAGCAAAUACAAACUAUUCAGAACAAUUGUUGAGUAACGUAUGACAAUUCUUUUCACUGACAUUCUACCCUGGUCAGUUUGUCACCUCUGAGGCUUUUCAAGUAAAAUAAAUUGUCCUUAACAAUCUGGCUGAAUAUAAAUGGAAUAAAUGAGUAUACUGCGUGCUGUGUCUACAUAAACAUUUGCAAGGCAGCUCAACUCCUGGAAGUUUGCUAAACAUUUGAAUGUGGGCGCUUUUUGGCAGUACAGAAAUGUGAGAAUCCAGUGUGUUGCAUUUUGAUUAAAACUACAGUCCAUUCCAAAAGAAUUUGACGCCUGAUGGGUACAGAGAGUCUUCCAUGCAGUUUUCUUGGCAUUAAGGAAGCGGCUUGCCCGAUUUCCGUUUUGUUAUCACAGCCUUUGGAUCUCCUGGUGGUCCCCCAUCCAAGCACUAACUGCGUCCUUUUGAGAAAAGCGGUCAAUUAACUGCUACCAGCUGUUGUAGUAUGUACCACCCUUCCACGUUCAGUGUGAUGCGAUUUGGGGAACUCCCAAUUUCCAGUCCGCAGAAAUCCAGCGCAAAUUCCCUCCAGCUGCUUUGAAACUUUCUAGUAGCCACUAGGAGGCGCCAUCACCGCGCAGGCGCACCAUGGGGAGACCUGGCUCCGCCCAACCGCGUUAAGCGAAGGGGACGGCCCCGCCCUCCCCGCGCGCAGCUCUGACGUCACUCGAGGAAGCUCAAACCGCCGCCAUGUCGGGCGCCGCAGAUUCGCCAUAAUCCCGUCCGGCAGCUUCGCCCGCCGCCAUUCCAGAGCGGCCGCAAUUAAUAUUUAUACGGGUCGGGGCCGGCUUCUUUUCCAGCUUUCUUUUUUUAAAGGCGCUUCCUAUCCCUCCGGGGACUCCGGAAAGGCGCAUCGGCGGACGGCGCUUUUCCGAGGGGACGGAAGUGCGCCGAGCUUUUUUCCCCCUUCUCUUUCUGGCAAUUGAAAAGGAAAAUACCCGAAUUUUCUUCCUGCUCCGCAAGCCCGGACUGCCAUGGCGUCUCUUUCGGCCGGGAACAGAUCCAUCUUCAUGUGUAAGCUGUGUAAUUUAUUUUCUCCCAGCCAGUCCGAAUUGCUGUCUCACGUCUCUGAGAAGCAUUCCGAAGAUGGGACCAAGGUGGAUGAAAUCAUCGUUCUGCUCAAGCCACUCACGACGCCCAGCAAUCCGAAUAAAAACGGAGAAGAACUGCUUGUAGUGAAGAGGAAGAGAGGAAGGCCUAAAGGAUCAACCAAAAAAUGUUACGCUGAAGAAGAAUUGGCUGAAAGCACGACCUCUGCUCCAAGUGAAGGUGUUCAACCAGGACCUGAAGAAGGAGGAGAAUUGGUGGAUGUGUCUGUAGACAACUUGCAAUGCCGGAAGUGCAACCGGAAGUUCUCUAAUUCUCGACAGCUCAGAAAGCACAUCUGUAUUCUGGUUAAGCAUGAAGACUUGGAAGAAGAUGAGGAUUCAGGUAAUGAUUCUGAUGUUGACCUUGACAGGAGGGAAGAUGAGCGAGAAAAACCAUCCAAGAGGCAGCGGGUACAAAGGACUGAGAAAAGUCUUUCCUCAAAAGAAACAGACCAGGGCUCAGGAGCUAAGAAUCCUAUUAUAAGUGUGGUUUUGACAGCCCAUGAAGCAAUUCCAGGUGCCACAAAGAUAGUUCCUGUGGAAGCAGCUUCUCCCAAAGAUGAGCAGCCCAUCAACUCAGAAACCUCUGUACCAGACACAUCUCAGCGAAGAGGUUAUCAGGAAUAUGCCAUUCAGCAAACUCCUUAUGAGCAGCCAAUGAAAUCAAGCAGGUUGGGAGCCACUCAGUUAAAAAUUUUCACCUGCGAGUACUGCAACAAGGUGUUCAAAUUUAAGCACUCCCUUCAGGCCCACUUGAGGAUUCACACCAACGAGAAGCCCUACAAGUGCUCCUUCUGCAACUACGCCAGCGCCAUCAAAGCCAACCUGAACGUCCACCUGCGGAAGCACACCGGAGAGAAGUUCUCCUGCGACUACUGCCCCUUCACCUGCCUGAGCAAAGGCCACCUCAAAGUCCACGUGGAGAGAGUCCACAAGAAGAUCAAGCAGCACUGCCGCUUCUGCAAGAAAAAGUACUCGGAUGUCAAAAACCUGAUCAAGCACAUCAAGGAGGCCCAUGACUUGCAGGACAAGAAGGUGAAGAAUGUCUUUGACGAGCUCUGCCUGAUGACUCGAGAAGGCAAGAGGCAGCUUCUGUACGACUGUCAGAUCUGCGAACGCAAGUUCAAAAACGAAUUGGAUCGUGACAGGCAUAUGCUCGUCCACGGGGAUGAGAGACCUUUUGCUUGCGAGCUCUGUGGCCAUGGAGCCACCAAGUACCAAGCUCUGGAGCUUCAUGUCCGCAAGCACCCCUUUGUGUACAUUUGCAGUGAGUGCUCAAAGAAAUUUGUCAGCUCCAUCAGGCUCCGCUCGCAUAUCAAAGAUGCCCACGGGGAAUUGUUGGAGACAUCUGUUUUUGAUCGUUCCAUCAAUCAGAGCUUUUGUUUGCUGGAACCUGGAGGAGACAUCCAGCAGGAAGCCCUUGGGGAGGAACUGUCCCAGACGGCUGCUGAGCUGUCCCUCUUAAACUCCAAGGCACUCUGUAUAGUAAAGUCUGUUUCCGCGGGAGAAGUAAACGCCAUCGAGGGAAACCACGAAAAUCACCCUGCUGAGAGCUUGGGAACAUCUCCUGCUCUCCUUUUGGAUUUUGAAAGUCCACCAGCAGCAAACACACCAGAUCCAAUUGGUGAGCCACUAAUAGAAUUGCUGUCCUUACGCGCUAGCUUGGUCAAUGCUUCCGGUAGCUUUUUACAGAAAAACGCUUCGCCCGAUUCAGACGGAGAAAAGGCCCCAUUGUCAAAAGACCAGCUGCCACUCAACGCUUCAGUGAACGUCCAGUGUGAAGUUGAACAGCUUUUGGGAGAUGAAAACUCCAGUCUCAACCAGAAAUGCCAAGGUCCAGAGAGCGUUCCUGAUCCCGAAGAAGAGAGUCAGACCAUUUGUCUUCAUCACCAGGUAGUCAACAACGCAACACUUGAAAAGACAGAGUCCUCCAGUUCCCUCCCCCUUCUAGAAUCCAGCAUAGAAGCUCAUCAGAAUUCAGAGUCCUGUCCUCAGCCUUCCGAGGAUCGAACUGGAGCUGCCGCCUUUAUGCAGAUUUUGGACAACUUGCAAAAACAACAGAUGAGUACAGCCUUGUGUGAGAAGAUCAGGAAGGUCUACGGAGACUUGGAAUGCGAAUACUGUGGCAAGUUGUUUUGGUACCAGGUGCAUUACGACAUGCACGUCCGCACACACACACGAGAGCAUCUCCAUUACUGCUCGCAGUGCAACUAUUCCUCCAUCACCAAAAACUGCCUUAAGCGCCACGUCAUCCAGAAGCAUAGCAACAUUUUGCUAAAGUGUCCGACCGAAGACUGCGAUUAUUCUACCCCGGAUAAGUACAAACUCCAGGCCCAUCUCAAAGUGCACUCGGAGUUGGACAAAAAGAGUUAUUCCUGCCCUGUGUGUGAGAAAUCAUUUUCUGAAGACCGACUUAUAAAAGCUCAUAUAAAGACAAACCAUCCAGAGGUGUCUAUGCACACAAUUUCCAAGAUUGUUGGCAGGAGAGUUCAGCUCAAAGGACUUAUCGGAAAACGAGCUAUGAAAUGCCCUUAUUGCAAUUUUUAUUUCAUGAAGAACGGAUCGGAUCUCCAGCGUCACAUUUGGGCUCAUGAAGGCAUCAAGCCAUUCAAAUGUUCUCUGUGCGAAUACGCCACUCGCAGCAAAAGCAACCUCAAAGCUCACAUGAACCGGCACAGCACUGAGAAGACACACCUGUGCGACAGGUGCGGGAAGAAGUUCAAGUCAAAAGGCACCUUGAAAAGCCAUAAGCUCCUUCACACUGCUGACGGAAAACAGUUCAAGUGCACAGUGUGUGAUUAUACUGCUGCCCAAAAGCCACAGCUUCUAAGGCACAUGGAACAACACGCUUCAUUCAAACCUUUCCGUUGUGCUCACUGCCAUUAUUCCUGCAACAUAUCUGGUUCCCUCAAAAGGCAUUAUAACCGGAAACAUCCCAGUGAAGAGUACGUUAAUGCAGGCUCUGGUGAAUUUGCAGCUGAAGCCCUUCUCCAGCAAGGUGGUAUCAAGUGUCCUGUGUGCAAUUUUGUGUACGGCACAAAAUGGGAAUUCAACAGACACCUCAAAAACAAACACGGACUUAAAAUAAUGGAGCAGGAUGCGGAAGGCAAGUGGGAGCAAACUACAGAAGUUUCUGAAGAAUCCUCUACGCAAUACCUUCAUAUCACCGAAGCUGGAGAUCUGCAAGGCACUGAAGCUGCUGUUGCCGCUCUGCAGGACCUAAGAUAUACCUCAGAGAAUGGAGGAAGGCUGGAUGCCACAGCUGUCAACAUCCUUCAGCAAAUCAUAGAGCUGGGAUCAGAGUCCCAUGACGGCGCUGCUCUAGCUUCUGUGGUUGCCAUGGCCCCAGGAACCGUCACUGUGGUGAAACAGGUAACCGAAGAGGAAGAGACAGCUAAUCACACCGUGAUGAUUCAGGAAACUUUGCAACCAGCUUCGAUGGAGUUGGCCGAGCAGCAUCAUUUGGUGGUCUCCUCAGAUGAUGUGGAAGGCAUUGGGACAGUGACCGUUUAUACUCAGGGCGGAGAAGCCUCAGAACUGAUUGUUUAUGUGCAAGAAGCCAUGCAGCCGAUGGAAGAGCAGGAGCAAUCUGGACAGGACAUCUAAAUCAGGAACUCAAGAGAUCCCAACCUCUUAUUACACCGAUGCUGAUACACAUUCUUCAGGGAUGAAAUAAACCUCCUGAACAACAUCUGUGUGAGGAGACGGCAGCCAAGAAACCAGAAGAAGCAAUCGCUGGCAAAGUGCCACGGGGCUGGAUAAAACUAUCCGGGUGUGUUGUAUGCACUUUAAGAAAAAAAAAAUGGUAGAGUUUAAAAGACUCUUUUAAUCACAGUUUGAAAAGCUUCUUGAGAAGGCCAAAAAGGACAAUCGGGCAAAACAGAAGGCCCAGGCAGUGAAGCUGCUUCUAAGCAUAUAGCUUACUGUAUUUCUUCCCGUCAUCGGCUCCCAACUUGCUACUAGAAAGAAUUCUCCCUUUUAAAGGAGCUUUGCUUUGUGAGUUUGAAAAAAAAAAAAACCAGAACGGGAUUGAGUUUUCAAAGACUCAAGAAUGUUUUAUCUGAAGGAACUGGUUUCUCUUUUAGAUCAUUCAUCUUUUAAUUUCAGCUCCUUCCCGUUGCUCAAGGAUGCAAAGCUGCCCCUGUACUUUUCUCAGAUGUCUGGUUCCUCUUAGAUAGGAAGUGUUUUAUUAUUACCACGUACUGGGGGGGGGACACAUAAAUUGAAGGUAAUUUGGAAAGGCUGAGGACAUUGUGACCGUCCCUGAGGUUUCAUUUUGCCUUUCCUCCCUGCUCCCCUUUGCAAGAUUACAACAGUGUUUUCAGAAGUAUAAAAAAUAUGGGCUGGGGUUUUUUUUUUCCCUGAACUUGGCCACUAUAUUUCUGAUCGAUGUUUCAUACUGUUGGGUUAUGUUCCUCAUAAUACAUAAUGAAUGCCAUUUGGAGCCAUAGAGAAGCAAUUUAACAUCAAGGAAGCUGUGAAAUACAGAGUGAUAAAGCGGAGUUUGGGGUCCUGUUUUCCUUUGUCUGACAAAUGUUUGAACAUUUUUUGUCACGAACAACCCAGCUCAGUAGCCAGAGCUCACAUCCAUUAUGGUUAAUCUGUCUUUAUAAAACUAAACCAAUUUGCCAUGAAAUACAUUGGCCGUCCUGAGGGCAUCUUAGGGGAGUUUAUGGCGACAUCCUGACAAGAGUCCACCAGGGCUGGUCUAGAGAAAGCCUAAUCUUUACUAGGCCUUCUCGGAGAGAGGAGUAAAGGGAUGCUAAGAGGCUCAAGCAAAAUUGCGUUAGGUAUCUUGUCCAUAGUUCUAAGAAGUGGGUUCCCAUUCUGCUCUCCAUAAAGAAAAGGGGAUAUGAUUUUGAGCAAGAGUGUUUCCACCAGGCUAGUAAUUCUAGCAGGACUGUCUAAGGCAGGGAUGUCCAACACUGCAACUUUAAGACUCGUGGACUUCAGCUCCCAGAAUUCCUGAGCCAGCAUGGCUCAGCUUGGAAACCUCUCCCUUUCCCCUCAGCAUGGCUGGCUCAGGAAUUCUGGGAGUUGAAGUCCACAGGUCUUAAAAGUUGCCAAGGUUGAACACCCCUGAUCCAAGGGGGAAUGUUGCUUCUCAAUUUGCUUAGGGGAGAAGAGAGAAGAUACGUUAUGCUUGACACCCAGCCAUAUGAAGAGUUUGCCCUUCAACAUCUGAGGAACAAUGCCAACAGGUCAUGGUUAAAACCAGGGAUUGAUUAUUUUUUUAUUCUGAGGGAGAAAGAGAGAAGGGAAAACACCGGAAUAACCUGACUUCUUUUAUCCUUGAAUUUUUACAUUAUCGAAGCACCCGUUUGUGAUUGUGAGCGGAAAUUCUAUCAUCUGACAUACAAAACAGCUUAGACUUUAACUCUUGUGGCCUAUUACGUCUAAGGUUUUGAAGAAACGUCUACCAAAUAAAUGGAAUUUUAAAAUAUAAAUAGGCAAUCUCAUUUGGGGAAGGGGUGGCAGACCCCAGACCCUGUGUACAAGCAUACUUAUUAACUCUCGGUGACCCAGUUGUUUUCCCUGGAGUUUUGCUGGAAAGAUAGACUGCCACAGUUGGCUAAGUCCUUGACUAGACUUAAUAUGGGUUUUUUUUUUUUUAAGAAAAAAAAACCCAAGAAUUGAAAUAAAUUCUUAAUACCUCCCCAUUAUUUAUUGGAUGCCUAGGCCACUGAAUCAUUGAAAUUCCCGGUGGGUUACAAGCAUAAAUAAAACAUAUCUAGUAAAAAGAAAAAUAGAGUAAAACCUCCACAGUAAGACAGGAAAAAUAAUGCACAACUCCCAACACACAUAACGCAUAGCAACUCUGAAUAAGUAAAAAAAACAACAACAACACGAUAUUACUAGGUGCAAUACAAAACAAAAAAGUAAACAUUGUGGCUAAAAGCUAAACCAUCCUUGACUUCCAAAGAGGUCGUUAUCUCCUUGUGUCCACCCUCCCUCCCCACAAUAUUCAAUGCAACUCUCACUACUCAAGAGUUACUUCCAGCUGCUUUAAAUCCUUAAUGUACAUAAGAGAGACUUUCUGGUCACCAAAAUCUAUUUUUUGCUACAACUGAAGUCUAUCUCUAUGUAUUUUUGCAUCAGGUUAUGCUAUUUCCAUCCUGCAAAGCUUUAAGUGAUGUAUUACUAUCCACCUUAGAGCUAGAGGAGGAAGAGGAAAGGGAUCUCAUUGGGAGCAGACUCGUUUUAUAACUAUAAUUUGGUUUUUUUAAAAAACCCUGAUGAGUCACUCUUCUGCAGCAGAUAUGAAAUAAAACUAAUAUUACAGGCUUAUAAAUAUCUAGAUAUGUCCUUCAGAAAUAACUAGCUUCCCUCGGAAGCUAAAACUUAUUUUCCUGUACCUCGAGUAUUGCUGGAUUAAAUUAAUUCUGCAAAAGGGAUGAAUGAUGCAUUCUAAAUAAAAACCUCCAAAUAUGUGAAUCGA